Haliotis rufescens (red abalone) is the source of this 594-nucleotide messenger RNA. Its product is annotated as protein PBMUCL2-like. The transcript has a single exon. Lineage: Eukaryota; Metazoa; Mollusca; Gastropoda; Lepetellida; Haliotidae. The coding region runs from base 1 to 594 and encodes 197 amino acids. The record is from RefSeq and is a predicted model, not a curated record.
AUGAUCACUGGCUAUACUGAGGUCCUGGUUGUAACAAUCCCUGGUCAUAUUGAGGACCUGGUUAUAAUGAUCACUGGCUAUACUGAGAUCCUGGUUGUAACAAUUCCUCGUCAUAUUGAGGACCUGAUUAAAAUGGCGACUGGCUGUACUGAGAUCCUGGUUGUAACAAUCCCUGGUCAUAUUGAGGACCUGAUUAAAAUGGCGACUGGCUGUACUGAGAUCCUGAUUGUAAUAAUCCCUGGUCAUAUUGGGGACCUGAUUAUAAUGAUCACUGGCUACACAGAGAUCCUGGUUGUAACAAUCCCUGGUCAUAUUGAGGACCUGAUUAUAAUGAUCACUGGCUACACAGAGAUCCUGGUUGUAACAAUCCCUGGUCAUAUUGAGGACCUGAUUAUAAUGAUCACUGGCUAUACUGAGAUCCUGGUUGUAACAAUCCCUGGUCAUAUUGAGGACCUGAUUAUAAUGAUCACUGGCUAUACUGAGAUCCUGGUUGUAACAAUCCCUGGUCAUAUUGGGGACCUGAUUAUAAUGAUCACUGGCUAUACUGAGAUCCUGAUUGUAACAGUCCCUGGUAAUAUUAAGGUCCUGUUUUAA